Molecule: messenger RNA, 2558 nt
Organism: Poeciliopsis prolifica (blackstripe livebearer)
Lineage: Eukaryota; Metazoa; Chordata; Actinopteri; Cyprinodontiformes; Poeciliidae
Gene: hnrnpm
Product: heterogeneous nuclear ribonucleoprotein M
Exons: 16
Coding region: 148-2250 (700 amino acids)
Biological process (GO): alternative mRNA splicing, via spliceosome; regulation of mRNA stability involved in response to oxidative stress
Cellular component (GO): post-mRNA release spliceosomal complex; nucleus; cytoplasm
Molecular function (GO): mRNA binding
Source: RefSeq, a predicted model, not a curated record
AUUUAAAACUGGCCCCCCAGUUUCUGCUCCGCCAUUUUCGUAAUACCUAAGAGCGAUCUGUGCUAUUACACUAAGUCGAUCUGGUAAUACCUUUCUGAUCUGCAAUAGUAAUUUCAGGUUUCUUUCCACUUUCAUCAGCUCAACAAAAUGUCGGGCGAGCAGGGAGACAACAACAUCGAGGCUACUAUCGAGUUGCCGCAGCAGGAGGGAAUUAAUGGGAAACCCAAGAAUGAAUCUAGUUCCAGCAGGAAGGAGAGACCCCCUAAGAGAGGUGGAGGUGGUCGCUAUGAUCCCUAUGGCAACGUGAAAAGAUACAGAGUGUUUGUCAGUAACAUCCCCUACGAUGUGAAAUGGCAAGCCCUCAAAGACCUGAUGAAAGAGAAAGUGGGUGAGGUAACGUACGUGGAACACUUAAUGGACGCAGAAGGCAAAUCGAGGGGUUGCGCUGUUGUUGAGUUCAGAACAGAAGAACUUAUGAAGAAAGCAGUGGAAAGUGUCAACAAGCACAACCUCAACGGGCGGCCCCUUAAAGUGAAGGAGGAUCCUGAUGGUGUCAUUGCUCAGAGAGAAAUUGGCAAGUCCCAACAAGCUGGAGGUCACCCAGGAGGCAUGGGAGGAAUGGGGGGCAUGGAUCGCAUGGGAGGGAUGGAUCGCAUGGGGGGCAUGGAUCGCAUGGGAGGGAUGGAUCGCAUGGGAGGGAUGGAUCGUAUGGGGGGCAUGGAUCGCAUGGGGCCCGGACCAGGAGGUCCCCUGGUCAGCAUUCCUCCCAGCCUUUUGAACAACCCCAACAUUCCCAAUGAAGUCAUUCAUGGUCUUCAGACUGGCAGGAUUGGAAGCACCAUUUUUGUGGCCAAUCUGGAUUACAAAGUGGGAUGGAAGAAGCUGAAAGAGGUGUUCGGCAUGGCAGGUGUCGUGUUGAGGACAGACAUUUUGGAGGACAGGGAUGGCAAAAGCAGAGGCAUGGGCACAGUGACGUUUGAAAUGCCCAUUGAAGCAGUCCAAGCUGUCUCUAUGUUCAAUGGGCAGCUCUUAUUUAACAGGACCAUGCAUGUCAAACUGGAUGAGAAAUCCCUCCCUAAAGAUUUUGGACAACCAGAUAGAGGAUCCUCUCUUCCGCGUGGACUCAGUGGUAUUGGUUUGGGGCUGGGACCCGGAGGUCAGCCUAUCGAUGCUACCAUGCUGAACAGAGGAAGUGGAGGUGGUGGUGGUGGUGGCAUGGGGAACAUGGGCCCUGGAGGAAUGGAUGGUAUGGGAUUCAGCAAUGUGGGUGGUCGCAUGGGAGGAGGAAUGGACAACUUUGGCGGAAUGAACAUGGAUCGUUUUGGUUCUUCAGGCAUGGGAAGAAUGAACGAGAUGGAUCGUGGGAUUGGUGGUGCUUUUGACAGGGAAUUUGGGCGAAAUGAAAUGGGAAUGUCUCGCAAUAAUUUUGGAGACUCCUUUGAAAGAGGAAUGGGAAAUUCCCUCGGCAUGGACCGCCUAAACUCUGGAAUGGACCGCCUAGGAGGCAGCUUGGAUCGCAUGGGAGGAAUGGGCAUGGACAGAAUGGAUCGUGUGACUGAUCUGGACAGGAUGGGAUCUGGCUUUGACCGUAUGGGCUCUGGGAUGGACCGCCUCGGGCCAAGUAUGGACCGGCUCGGACCAGGCCUGGACCGCAUGUCAUCAAACAUAGACCGCCUCGGCCCUGGAGGAUUUGACCGACUCGGCCCAUCUAGUCUGGAUCGCAUGGGAGGCAGCAUGGACUUUGGCUCCUCCAUGGGUAUAGAUCGCAUGGGCAACACUGGGCUCGAUAGAAUGGGAAGCAGCUUUGAUCGCAUGGGAUCUGCUGGAGGCCUCGACCGUUUCUCCUCCGGAGGCCUUGACCGCAUGAGUUCUGGGAUGGACCGAAUGGGAUCUGGAGGCGUUGGUGGUCAGUUUGAUCGCUCUGGAGAAAUGGACCGAGGAUUUGGUGGGAAUUCCUUUGGAGGAGCUGGAGCUGGAGGGCCUGGAAGUGGUGGAGGCAACAUGAGGAAGGGAUGCCAGAUCUUUGUCAGAAAUCUGCCAUUUGAUUUCACCUGGAAGAUGCUGAAGGACACCUUUAAUACAUGUGGUAUGGUCCAGUAUGCUGACAUCAAGAUGGAGAAUGGAAAAUCCAAGGGCUGUGGCGUGGUCCGUUUUGACAACCCUGAAACUGCUGAGCGUGCCUGCAGAACCAUGAACGGCUAUCGUUUGAACGGGAGAGAGAUCGAUGUUAGGAUUGAUAGAAAUGCAUAAUUUGUGUGUCUGUGUUGCAUCAGAUGAUUUAGUCAGUAAUGUCUAAAACAUUCUCGCUCAUGAGAUUUGUCCUUCAGUAUACUUGGUUUAGUAAAUAUUAAAAGUUUUGUUUUUUUAAAUUUUUUUUAGUUGAUACUUUUAGUUAGAAAAUUGUAACAGUGGAUGUUUUUAGUUUUAGGCUAUUCCGGUGUUCUACAUUUUAGCGACCAAACUUUUACUUUUUUUCGUUUUUGUUCUGUUAUGCAUCACCUGUCAUUGCCUUUGAUCUGUAAGGUGUUUUGCUAAAUAAAUCAAGUUGUAUUAAAAUA